AUGAAGAUGGAGGGCUGCCUGUGGAUUAUUCUCUUGGCCUCUGUGGCUCUAACCAACCAACAAGGAGUCCAACUGGUGGGCCGUUCUCACUGCUCUGGGAGAGUGGAGCUGCUUCAUAAGGAGACCAGACACACUGUAUGCAACGCCACAUUUGACCAGCAGGAUGCAGAGGUUGUGUGUCGACAGCUGGACUGUGGGGCUCCUGUAGAGGUGCUGGGAGCAGCUGUAUUUGGAGAGGGAGAGGGCCAGGUGUGGUCAGAGGAGAUCCAGUGUGGAGGCAACGAGACUCAGAUUCAACUCUGCUCCACAUCAUCGAGUGGAACUCACAGCUGCUCUCACACAAAUGAUGUGGGGCUGACUUGUGGAGAUGCUGUGAGGUUGGUGAAUGGCAGCAGUCGCUGUUCUGGAAGAGUUGAAGUUCUACACAGAGGACAGUGGGGCACAGUGUGUGAUAACAGAUGGGACCUGCAUGAUGCUGAAGUGGUGUGUAGAGAGCUGGGCUGUGGAGAGGCUGUAGAAGCUCUCAAAGGUGCUCAGUUUGGACAGGGCUCAGGAGAAAUCUGGAUGAGUAGUGUGGAGUGUGUGGGUUCUGAGUCGAGAGAUGCAGUGGUUGUAUGUCGAGAACUGGACUGUGGGGCUCCUGUAGAGGUGUUGGGAGCAGCUGCAUUUGGAGAGGGAGAGGGCCAGGUGUGGUCAGAGGAGAUCCAGUGUGGAGGCAACGAGACUCAAGUUCAAUUCUGCCCAACAUCUCCUGUGAACCACAACUGCUCACAUAAGAAUGAUAUAGGACUGAUCUGCAGAGGUACAAAUUACACUGUGAGGUUGGUGAAUGGUAGCAGUCGCUGUUCUGGAAGAGUUGAAGUUCUACACAGAGGACAGUGGGGCACAGUGUGUGAUAACGGAUGGGACCUGCGUGAUGCUGCAGUGGUGUGUAGAGAGCUGGGCUGUGGAGAGGCUGUAGAAGCUCUCAAAGGUGCUCAGUUUGGACAGGGCUCAGGAGAAAUUUGGAUGAGUGAUGUUCAGUGUGUGGGGUCUGAGUCCAGAGUAAAGGACUGCAAGUCACAGAGAUGGGGUGCAAAAAGCUGUAGUCAUCAUCAGGAUGCAGGAGUCAUCUGCUCAGGAGUCCAACUGGUGGGCCGUUCUCACUGCUCUGGGAGAGUGGAGCUGCUUCAUAAGGAGACCAGACACACUGUAUGCAGUACCACAUUUGACCAGCAGGAUGCAGAGGUUGUGUGUCGACAGCUGGGCUGUGGGGCUCCUGUAGCGGUGCUGGGAGCAGCUGCAUUUGGAGAGGGAGAGGGACAGGUGUGGUCAGAGGAGAUCCAGUGUGGGGGCAACGAGACUGAGAUGCACCUCUGCCCAACAUCUCCUAUGAACCACAACUGCUCUCACAAGCACGAUGUUGGAUUGGUUUGUACAGAUCCUGUUAAGUUGGUAGAUGGUGGCAGUCGAUGCUCUGGGAGAGUAGAGGUUUACCAUGAAGGAGAGUGGGGCACAGUGUGUGGUGUGUCUUGGGACAUGGUUGAUACUGCAGUGGUUUGCAAGGAGCUGGGAUGUGGGGUUGCUGUAGAUUUCUCCUCAGAUGCUCACUUUGGACAGGGAGCAGGGAGAGUCUUGAUGGCUGAGGUUGACUGUGUGGGGUGGGACACCCGAUUAAAGUCCUGUUCUCGUAAGAGAUUGGGUGAACAUACAUGCCAGCCUCAAAACAAUGUUGGAGUUACCUGCUCAGAACACAGAGCUCCCAGGCUAGUGAAUGGUUCCCACCAGUGCUCUGGGAGAGUGGAGGUGGAAUAUGGGAUCAGCAGGGGAACAGUGUGCAACACCACAUUUGACUGGCAGGAUGCAGAGGUUGUGUGUCGACAGCUGGGCUGUGGGGCUCCUGUAGAGGUGUUGGGAGCAGCUGCAUUUGGAGAGGGAGAGGGCCAGGUGUGGUCAGAGGAGAUCCAGUGUGGAGGCAACGAGACUCAGAUUCAACUCUGCCCAACAUCUCCUAUCAACUACAACUGCUCACAUGAUAGGGAUGUAGGAUUAGUUUGUUCUGGAUACACUGAAACCAGACUGGCCAAUGGCAGUGACUCCUGCUCAGGCCGAGUGGAGCUCAAGUACCUCAGAGAGUGGGGCACAGUGUGUGAUGCAUCCUGGGAUAUGAGGGCCUUCAGUGUGCUCUGCCACCAGUUGAAGUGUGGGAGUGCUGUGGCUGUUGUAGGGGCAGAGCGGUUUGGUGAGGGGAGUGGAAACAUCUGGCCUGAUGUGUUUGUGUGUGAGGGGAAUGAAACUGGCCUCUCAAGAUGUGGAAUCUCCUCGUGGCGUCGAGCUGCAUGCUCCCAUAGACAGGAUGCUGGAGUGAUCUGCUCAGGUUCCUCCCUCUCCCAAUACAAUGGGACGGUGCGCUUGUCUGGAGAGAGGCGAUGUGAGGGAGCGGUGGAGGUUUACGUCAGUCAGAGGUGGAGGAGAGUUCUGCUGGACUCCUGGAGUCAGUCUGUAGCCUCCGUGGUGUGCAGACAGCUGGCCUGCGGUUCUGCUGUUAGGUUCUUUGGUUCUACUGACACAGAGGGCCCUCGGCCAGUCAGGUUGACAGGAUCUGGAGGAGACUGUGCUGGCAGGCUGGAGGUUCUCCACAACGGCUCGUGGGGGACUGUGUGUGACGACUCCUGGGACAUGCAGGACGCCCAGGUAGUGUGCAGACACCUGCAGUGUGGCACAGCCCUCAGUGCUGAGGUCCCUGCAUCUGUUCCCCCAGGAGAUCUGCCCAUCUGGCUGAGCGAGGUGAACUGCACAGGAGACGAGACGAGCCUGUGGGAGUGUCCCCCAGCAGAGUGGGGGCGGCACGACUGCUCACACAAAGAGGAUGUGCGGGUCAUGUGCUCAGGGUUCAUUCAGCUGAAACAAACCACAGACAGUCGUGGGCCAUGCAAAGGUGUAAUAGAUGUCUAUUACAAUGGCACCUGGAGAAACAUAUGUUUCAAUGGCAUGGACAGAAACACAGGCUCUGUGAUUUGCCGAACUGGAACAAACACUCGUAUCAUACACAAAGAGUCAGUUAAGGAAUGUCCAGGGUCUCCAGAGCUGAGGCUGGUGGGGGGUCCCACUCGCUGCUCAGGGAGGGUGGAGGUGCUCCAGCAGGGAGAGUGGGGGACGGUGUGUGACGACUCCUGGGACAAGAGGGACGCCCAGGUGGUCUGCAGGCAGCUGGACUGUGGGGAGCCUGUGCGUGAAGGGGGGGAGCAGGGCUCAUUUGGAAAGGGGAACGGCCCCAUCUGGCUGGACGAGGUGAACUGCACAGGCCAUGAGCACCACCUGUGGGAGUGCUGCCGCGCCCCUCUGAAUCAGAGUGACUGCAUCCAUAAGGAGGACGCCUGGGUCACCUGCACAGAGCCUUCCACCACCCCUCCUCCAGUCACCUCUGUGAGGACCACCACCCCUCCAUGUGAGCCUGCAGGGCUUCCUGUCUCUCCCGCGGCUGCAGCCACUCUGGGGCUCCUGCUCCUGCUGCUGCUGGGCUCACUGGCGGUGCUGAUGGGGCAGAACAGGGCACUGAGGAGAGCUCUCUCCAAAAGGCAGCACGUGGAGCUGAGUGAAGCUGUCUAUGCGGAGCUGGACCACAGACUGAUCACAACCGGUUCCUCCAGAGGUCAUCAUAGAGCACGCAUCCAAUCUGACGCUGGAAAUUCCUGGUAUGAAAACGUGCAGGAGGAUGAAAGGAGACCCAUCUCAGAUGCUUCUCUGAGAGAGCCAACGGUGGAAUACUAUGAUGAUGUCGCUGCUGAUGACAACGACACCAACCACGAUGAUUUAUUGACAGGAGAGACGAAGAGAGAGGAGUACGAUGAUGUGGAUGACGUCACGAGUGUGGAGAAGUCAUCUGAGGUGACUGAUUACAUAGAGAACACAGGAUAUGAUGACGUGGGAGACAGUGAUGAGGGACUCAUAUCAGAGUCUUUGAGAGAGGAGGGGCUGGAGGAUUAUGAUGACAUCACCACUGAUGAGAAUGCCUCUAAACUGACCAAGGAUGACCUUCAAAUGACAUCAGGUGUUGCAGGGAUGAUGACAGCAGACCAAGAUGAAGAGUAUGGUGACAUCAUGACUGGUGCUGUGAGGUUGGUGAAUGGAGGCAGUCGAUGCUCUGGGAGGGUGGAGGUUUAUCAUGCAGGAGAGUGGGGCACCGUGUGUGAUGAUGGGUGGGAUAUGACUAAUGCUGAAGUGGUGUGUAGAGAGAUGGACUGUGGUGAUGCUGUAAAGGCUCUGAGUAGAGCUCACUUUGGACAGGGAUCAGGGACCAUCUGGAUGGCUUGGGUGAGCUGUGAGGGAUCAGAGUCCACACUGAAGAACUGUGGCCACCCGGGGUGGGGUACACACGGCUGUGGACAUAGUGAAGAUGCUGGAGUCAUCUGUUCAGUGUGA
Sardina pilchardus (European sardine) is the source of this 4401-nucleotide messenger RNA. Its product is annotated as scavenger receptor cysteine-rich type 1 protein M130-like. The record is from RefSeq and is a predicted model, not a curated record. Gene Ontology annotation, molecular function: serine-type endopeptidase activity. Gene Ontology annotation, cellular component: plasma membrane. The transcript is spliced from 24 exons. The coding region runs from base 1 to 4401 and encodes 1466 amino acids. NCBI's taxonomy places the organism in Eukaryota, Metazoa, Chordata, Actinopteri, Clupeiformes, Clupeidae. Gene Ontology annotation, biological process: zymogen activation.